Frieseomelitta varia is the source of this 1311-nucleotide messenger RNA. RefSeq names its product proclotting enzyme-like. The coding region runs from base 4 to 1227 and encodes 407 amino acids. Gene Ontology annotation, biological process: proteolysis. The record is from RefSeq and is a predicted model, not a curated record. The transcript has 8 exons. Gene Ontology annotation, molecular function: serine-type endopeptidase activity. Lineage: Eukaryota; Metazoa; Arthropoda; Insecta; Hymenoptera; Apidae.
GAGAUGCAGGUCCAAAGGGAACUAGUGCAAUCAGUGUUCCUUCUGUUUGUGUUCUGCACGUUGUCACUUGCUCGACAUCUCACCUAUAACAAGAACACAACAGAUUCUACAGAGCACAUCUAUCACGGAACAGCCUCUUCAAUCGAAACGGUAACGCAGCCUUCGAAGUGUGUCGGAUUAAACAAUGAAGCGGGAUCCUGCGAGUAUUUGAGACGAUGCCUUUCUCAGCAGUACGAUUCAAAUUUCACGCUUGCCAUAGAUCACUUGUGCACGAUCGAUAACACGUACAUAGGCGUUUGUUGCUCGAAACGUGAGAGCGAAAUGGAUAAAAAAUCUACCAAGGGCAGGAGUUUUGCUGAAAUUCUUCCGUUGAUCGUCGCGAACGACGAUGGAAAACAAAACGAGACGAUCUUCCGUAAUAUGAGCAGAAUCGUUUGGUCGGCGGGCCACGACUCGACAACGUCUCGACCUCGAAAUCCAGUACUCAGAGGAUGCGGAAUAACGUUGAAGAGUCGAAGGAGAUUAGUGGGCGGUAGACCGGCCGAUCCUACCGAAUGGCCCUGGAUGGUUGCUGUUCUUAGAGGAGAUCGAAUUCAGUACUGUGGCGGGGUUCUUAUCACCGACAGACACGUUUUAACUGCUGCUCACUGCGUUUACACAUUGAAACCACGGGAGAUCAAAGUCAGACUCGGUGAAUACGAUUUCGAGGAGUCGGAGGAGACAAGGGCCCUGGACUUCACCAUCACCGAAAUACGCGUGCACCGCGACUACGAUCUCACCACGUACGAGAACGACAUAGCGAUACUGAAAAUGUACCGACCUACCAUCUUCGACAGUUACAUCUGGCCAGUGUGCCUGCCACCGAUCGGCCAAACGUUCGAGCACAAGGACGCGAUUGUAACAGGCUGGGGUACACAAUAUUACGGAGGUCCUGCCAGUACGAUUCUGAUGGAGGUCGGGGUUCCAGUCUGGCCGCAAAACAAAUGCGCAAACAGUUACGUCCAACGAAUUCCGAACACGGUGAUGUGCGCCGGCGUCUACGAAGGCGGAGCUGAUGCUUGUCAGGGCGACUCUGGCGGACCGCUGUUACAUCAACUGGCGAACGGCAGAUGGGUGAGCAUCGGUAUAGUGUCUUGGGGGAUUCGAUGCGGAGACCGUGGACGACCUGGAAUAUACACGCGUGUGAAUUCGUAUCUCGACUGGAUACUCGAGAACGUCGUAUUCUGAGCUUAUUAUGAUUUACCUUGGCUAACAAGCUUGAACAAAUGUGAAAAAUUGUCAUGAUAAUAGAAUAAAGAUAAACUUCAACCA